AUGGCGGUGCUCGGUUCCACGCUGCUGCUUCUGUGCCUGGGAACGCUGCUCAUCGCAGCCAGCUCCGCAGAUUACCCCGAGAGAUGCAUGCUCUUCAACGCAGUCCGUCCGACCGCCACUCCAGGCAUCCAGGCCAAUACAGACGUCUAUAAAAGCGGCACAGUCUACACAAUAUUUGUUCCUGUGAACAACAACACCAUCUCUGUGGUCUUGCGAGCACUGGACACUAACAACAGCACCGUAGGCCUCUGGGACAGAGCAGACCAGUAUUGCAACAGCAGCGUCCUGUAUUACAUGAAGGACAUGCGUGAAGGCUUCUUCAGGACCAGCUGGCAAUCUCCACAUUCCGUGAACAUAACUACAGUCGAGAUACAGAAUGACCACCACAUCACCCUCUAUGAGCUCCAUGACCAGGCCAACCACAACACGAAUCCUAUCCCCAACCCAAAGUCCAACUACAACCCGAGUCGUAACCAUGGCCCGAAUCCUAAAUGCAACCCCAACUCCAACCACAACCAAAAGCUUGGCCAACAGAAUCUUCCUCAGCCCCAUCACAGAUGCCAUUCAGAUCCUGCUUGUCUUUCUCGCCAGCAAACUCCUCUUCUAGAAGGAAGCUAG
Miniopterus natalensis is the source of this 618-nucleotide messenger RNA. Lineage: Eukaryota; Metazoa; Chordata; Mammalia; Chiroptera; Miniopteridae. The record is from RefSeq and is a predicted model, not a curated record.